Messenger RNA from Osmerus eperlanus (European smelt), 1738 nucleotides. It is a transcript of the gene cdk5rap3, whose product is annotated as CDK5 regulatory subunit associated protein 3. The transcript is spliced from 14 exons. Lineage: Eukaryota; Metazoa; Chordata; Actinopteri; Osmeriformes; Osmeridae. Gene Ontology annotation, cellular component: endomembrane system. Gene Ontology annotation, biological process: regulation of cyclin-dependent protein serine/threonine kinase activity; regulation of mitotic cell cycle. The record is from RefSeq and is a predicted model, not a curated record. The coding region runs from base 147 to 1670 and encodes 507 amino acids.
UGGUUGCCUUACCUCUAACGUGUCGAUUCGACCAGGAUUCUACUGUCCUGUAAAUACUACUUUGGACGGGAAGUGUGUAAAUGUGUCUAUGAUUUAUCUAUGAUAACAUAAAGAAAUUCUGCUAUUAUUUUACCGUUAAAGAGGCAAUGGAGAAUGUAAAAACCCUCCCAAUUGAUGUACAGACCAGCAAACUUGUAGACUGGUUAGUGGACAGACGACACUGCAGUCUGAAAUGGCAGAGUGCAGUGAUGUCGAUCCGGGAGAAGAUCAACGCUUCCAUCCAGGACAUGCCAGAAAACGAGGAGAUCAAACAGCUGCUGUCAGGCUCCUACAUCCACUACUUCCACUGUUUGAGGAUAGUGGAAAUACUGAGAGGAACAGAGGCUUCCUCCAAGAACAUCUUUGGUAGAUAUUCAUCUCAAAGGAUGAAGGACUGGCAGGAAAUUAUAUCUCUCUAUGAGGCAGACAAUGCUUACUUAGCGGAGGUGGCCAGCUUGUUGAGUCGCAGUGUGAGCUAUGAGGGCCCUGCGCUGAGGAAGCAGGUGGCCAAGGCCCAGCAGUUGCAGCAGGAUCUCAGCCGAAGAGAGAUGGAGUGUCAGAGUGGUGCUGCUGACCUAAGGGAACGUUUUUAUUCUGCCUGCAAACAGUACGGCAUCACGGGGGAGAACGUUGCCAGAGAGCUGCAGGCUCUAGUGAAAGAUCUCCCAGUGAUACUUGGGGAAGUGGGGAAGGACGCAGCAAAGCUUGAGGAGCAAAUUCUGCUUUACACAGCCUUCACAAACUUUGUCUGUGAAUGGUCUGAGGAAGUCCUCUCCAUGCUGAGGUAUGUCCAGCAGAAAGGUAACACAACGUUCUAUGAGUGGAGGACGGGAAUGUCCCCGACAGUUAUCGAGAGGCCUGUCAUGGAGGAAGCACCGCCAGAUACAGUCACAGAAGAGAUGAUUGACUGGGGUAACCUGGGCAGUGGAACAGGGACAGAAGCACAGGAUGGUAGUUUUGGCGUCACUGUUGAGGAUGGAGUGGACUGGGGCAUUAGCUUAGAACCUGCCUCUGAGGACACAGGUGGUGAUGGCAUCGAUUGGGGAGGAAGUGAAACUGCCCCAAUAGAGAUAGAAAUUGUUGACACAGGCACUGACUGCCCUGAGGGUGUGGCCCGAGGAGGUGAUGCCUUGUCUAUACUAGAGACUUCUCAGACCCGCAGUCAGUUCAUAGAUGAGCUAAUGGAGCUGGAAGUCUUCUUAACCCAGCGAUUAAGUGAGAUGGGAGAAGAGGCAGAUGUGGUGGCUAUGAGCCAGUUCCAGAUUGCCCCCUCAGUCAUACAGGAGCAGACCCGCACGCAUGUCCAGGAGAUGCUGGCAGAGGUGCGCCACCUGCUGGCUCGGCUGACCACCCUGCGAAUGCAGCACCUCUUCAUGAUCCAGGCUUCUCCGCGGUAUGUGGAACGAGUUUCGGAGGUAUUGAGGCAGAAGCUUAAACAGGCUGAUAUCCUGGUCUUGAAACGGGCCACACUGGCUGAGAAGAGGCAAGCAGCCCUGGAGGAGCAGGCUAAACUGGAACCCCGCAUUGACUUGCUGUCAGCCCGCACCAAGGAACUACAGAAACUGAUUGAAGCGGACAUUUCAAAGCGCUACAACAACCGGCCUGUAAACCUAAUGGGAGUCAACAUUUAGCCAUGUGGACCCUUAUAGAUCACUCACUGUAACCAUUCACUCAGUGUGAAAAUAAAAGUUUUAGUUAA